ACUGAAAAAGCAACCUUUACAUGGCAAAACUUGUUUAUCUGAGCUUUAAAGAAAGUCAACAAAGAGAUAUUUAAUAAACCAAGCGAUGGUGUUUGCAUGCUCUCUGGUAAUUACGCGCGUUUUCCUUCAACCAGCUGCAGAAAUGUUUAACAACAAUUAUCAGCUGUGAAAUUUAGCUUUCCUCAGUAGCUAUGCGGGCUUUAAACUAUGUUCAGCGUGUGAGUUUGGACUUUACAGGAACUCUGUUUCCACAUGCGAUCUGUCUGGGAGACGCAGACAACGACUCUUUGAACGAGCUGGUUGUGGGAGACACGAGUGGAAAGCUGCUGGUGUACAAAAAUGAUGAGUCCAAACCGUGGAUCACGAGAACCUGCGUGGGCAUGCUGACCUGCGUUGCCGUCGGAGAUGUCUGCAACAAAGGAAAGAACUUUGUGGUCGCUGUGGGUGCAGAGGGCUGGUUUCACCUCUUCGACCUGACAGCUGCCACUGCAAAUAAAUCCGACUCGUCGAGCCAGCACGAGUUCAUCUCCUCCUCCGACGACCAGAAGCCGCUCUUCACUCAGCACAUACCUGCCAACACCAAAGUCAUCCUCAUCAGUGACAUCGACGGUGACGGCCGCAGUGAGCUGGUGGUGGGUUAUACAGACCGGGUGGUGCGAGCUUUCCGCUGGGAGGAGCCGUCUGAGAGCUCAGACCUGGGAUCAGGGCAGCUGGUCCUGCUGAAGAAAUGGCUUCUAGAGGGGCAGGUAGACAGUUUGUCAGUGAAUCCGGGUCCUGAGGGUUUACCAGAGCUGAUGGUUUCUCAGCCGGGCUGCGGCUAUGCAAUCCUGCUCUGCUCCUGGACCCAACAGGACUCCAGCGACUCAGGAGAGGAGGCCCCUGCUACCCCUGGGAGUGAGGGACCUUCCAGAGAUGUAGUUCUCCAUCUGACCACCGGGCGGAUCCACAAUAAGAACGUGUCCACUCAUCUCAUCGGCAGCAUCAGCAAAGGCUCUAAAGAAGAAUCUUCUAAAUGUGGCCUGUUCGCUCUCUGCACUUUAGACGGUACCCUGAAGUUGAUGGACAGCUCGGAGCAGCUGCUGUGGUCCGUCCAGGUGGAUCAUCAGCUCUUUGCACUUCAGAAGCUCGACGUCACUGGAGAUGGCAGGGAGGAGGUGGUGGCGUGCGCCUGGGACGGUCAAACGUACAUCAUCGACCACAACCGGACGGUCGUGAGGUUCCAGUUCGACGAGAACGUCAACGCCUUCUGUGCGGGUCAGUAUACGUGUAAGGAGGGUAAGAACAGCCCCUGCCUGGUGUAUGUGAGCUUCAACCACAAAAUCUACGUCUACUGGAAGGUGGAGCUGGAGCACAUGGAGUCCACCAACCUGUUCAGGGUCCUGGAGGAGAGACCAGAGUUUAGGAGCCGCCUGAAGGCGCUGGGAGUCGACGGCGAGGACCCAGCGGCAGUCAGAGCACUGGUGUCAGAUCUCCUCUACGCGGACUCAAAAGCCUUAACACAGUGACACACAUCCACACUGUGCUGGCCCUGUUACCUCCCUGUGACUGUAAAUACUCUGUUAAUAAACUCUGAAUGUCUGA
Messenger RNA from Labrus mixtus (cuckoo wrasse), 1581 nucleotides. It is a transcript of the gene itfg2, whose product is annotated as integrin alpha FG-GAP repeat containing 2. Bases 192 to 1505 code for a protein of 437 amino acids. Gene Ontology annotation, biological process: regulation of TOR signaling. The transcript has 12 exons. Gene Ontology annotation, cellular component: KICSTOR complex. Lineage: Eukaryota; Metazoa; Chordata; Actinopteri; Labriformes; Labridae. The record is from RefSeq and is a predicted model, not a curated record.